CAUGAAACAGGCGUGCGGGAGCCCAUUGUUGGCCCCCGGCCUCCCAGACCCGCCCGGCUGGGUCUGAUAUGGCCGCUCUCGGCCAAUGGGAGGCUGCCCAGCACUUCAAAGCGUGCGCAGCCCAAUCCGCCGAGCCCCCCAGCGCUGCCGCCGCGGCUCUAUUUAUGGGGAGGGCACUGAAUUUCGGUCCCCAGAGACCUACACUAGUAGAGCCUUGGGGAGUUCAAGUGGAAUAACUUCUCCCCACCCCUCUGCCCCCGUCCCCUCCCCCCAAGUCUUGGUCCGCGGCCUCCUCCCGGGUCUCUGCCGGGACCCGGGAGCCGUCGCAGGUCUCGGUCCGAGGGGCCCCUUUUCUCGGAAGGGCGGCGGCCAAGAGCGGGGAAGGUGGAUCUCAGGUAGCGAGUCUGGGCUUCGGGGACGGCGGGGAGGGGAGCCGGACGGGAGGAUGAGCUCCCCCGGCACCGAGAGCGCGGGAAAGAGCCUGCAGUACCGAGUGGACCACCUGCUGAGCGCCGUGGAGAAUGAGCUGCAGGCGGGCAGCGAGAAGGGCGACCCCACAGAGCGCGAACUGCGCGUGGGCCUGGAGGAGAGCGAGCUGUGGCUGCGCUUCAAGGAGCUCACCAAUGAGAUGAUCGUGACCAAGAACGGCAGGAGGAUGUUUCCGGUGCUGAAGGUGAACGUGUCUGGCCUGGACCCCAACGCCAUGUACUCCUUCCUGCUGGACUUCGUGGCGGCGGACAACCACCGCUGGAAGUACGUGAACGGGGAAUGGGUGCCGGGGGGCAAGCCGGAGCCGCAGGCGCCCAGCUGCGUCUACAUCCACCCCGACUCGCCCAACUUCGGGGCCCACUGGAUGAAGGCUCCCGUCUCCUUCAGCAAAGUCAAGCUCACCAACAAGCUCAACGGAGGGGGCCAGAUCACAGCUCUUAAAAUUAAGUACAAUCCAUUUGCAAAAGCUUUCCUUGAUGCAAAGGAAAGAAGUGAUCACAAAGAGAUGAUGGAGGAACCCGGAGACAGCCAGCAACCUGGGUACUCCCAAUCAGGGGGGUGGCUUCUUCCUGGAACCAGCACCCUGUGUCCACCUGCAAAUCCUCAUCCUCAGUUUGGAGGUGCCCUCUCCCUCCCCUCCACGCACGGCUGUGACAGGUACCCAGCCCUGAGGAGCCACCGGUCCUCACCCUACCCCAGCCCCUAUGCUCAUCGGAACAAUUCUCCAACCUAUUCUGACAACUCACCUGCAUGUUUAUCCAUGCUGCAAUCCCAUGACAAUUGGUCCAGCCUUGGAAUGCCUGCCCAUCCCAGCAUGCUCCCCGUGAGCCACAAUGCCAGCCCACCUACCAGCUCCAGUCAGUACCCCAGCCUGUGGUCUGUGAGCAACGGCGCCGUCACCCCGGGCUCCCAGGCAGCAGCCGUGUCCAACGGGCUGGGGGCCCAGUUCUUCCGGGGCUCCCCCGCGCACUACACACCCCUCACCCAUCCGGUCUCAGCGCCGUCUUCCUCGGGAUCCCCACUGUACGAAGGGGCGGCCGCGGCCACAGACAUCGUGGACAGCCAGUACGACGCCGCAGCCCAAGGCCGCCUCAUAGCCUCAUGGACACCUGUGUCGCCACCUUCCAUGUGAAGCAGCAAGGCCCAGGUCCCGAAAGAUGCAGUGACUUUUUGUCGUGGCAGCGAGUGGUGACUGGAUUGACCUACUAGGUACCCAGUGGCAGUCUCAGGUUAAGGAAGGAAAUGCAGCCUCAGUAACUUCCUUUUCAAAGCAGUGGAGGAGCACACGGCACUGUUCCCCAGAGCCCCAGCAUCCCUUGCUCACACCUGCAGUAGCGGUGCUGUCCCAAGUGGCUUACAGAUGAACCCAACUGUGGAGAUGAUGCAGUUGGCCCAACCUCACUGACGGUGAAAAAAAUGUUUGCCAGGGUCCAGAAACUUUUUUUGGUUUAUUUCUCAUACAGUGUAUUGGCAACUUUGGCACACCAGAAUUUGUAAACUCCACCAGUCCUACUUUAGUGAGAUAAAAAGCACACUCUUAAUCUUCUUCCUUGUUGCUUUCAAGUAGUUAGAGUUGAGCUGUUAAGGACAGAAUAAAAUCAUAGUUGAGGACAGCAGGUUUUAGUUGAAUUGAAAAUUUGACUGCUCUGCCCCCUAGAAUGUGUGUAUUUUAAGCAUAUGUAGCUAAUCUCUUGUGUUGUUAAACUAUAACUGUUUCAUAUUUUUCUUUUGACAAAGUAGCCAAAGACAAUCAGCAGAAAGCAUUUUCUGCAAAAUAAACGCAAUAUGCAAAAUGUGAUUCGUCCAGUUAUUAGUGAAGCCCCUCCUUUUGUGAGUAUUUACUGUUUAUUGUAGCUGGUGGUAAAGACCUUAUCCCCAAAAAGCAUUUUAAUCUAUUAAGAACUUUAAUAUUGUAUCUAAUUAGUUGCAAAACUGGAAGUGAAAUUUGCAUAGACUUAGUGCUAAUUGCCACAGCAAUUUAAAAGAUGUUAAGUAAUUUUUAAGAGAUUUACUCAACAUUGAAUCAUGGAUGAUGUGGAUAAAGACAGAACCUAGAACAUACUGAUGUCAUCAAGAUGAAUAUGGGAUGUCCACCCUAUUCAAGCUGAAGUACUGUACAUAAAAU
This is a messenger RNA of Gorilla gorilla gorilla (western lowland gorilla), 2614 nucleotides long. It is a transcript of the gene TBXT, whose product is annotated as T-box transcription factor T. Bases 86 to 1621 code for a protein of 511 amino acids. Gene Ontology annotation, cellular component: chromatin; nucleus. Gene Ontology annotation, molecular function: RNA polymerase II cis-regulatory region sequence-specific DNA binding; DNA-binding transcription factor activity, RNA polymerase II-specific. Gene Ontology annotation, biological process: cell fate specification; regulation of transcription by RNA polymerase II; somitogenesis. The record is from RefSeq and is a predicted model, not a curated record. The transcript has 7 exons. NCBI's taxonomy places the organism in Eukaryota, Metazoa, Chordata, Mammalia, Primates, Hominidae.